Molecule: messenger RNA, 369 nt
Organism: Vanderwaltozyma polyspora DSM 70294
Lineage: Eukaryota; Fungi; Ascomycota; Saccharomycetes; Saccharomycetales; Saccharomycetaceae
Product: Tkp3 protein
Exons: 1
Coding region: 1-369 (122 amino acids)
Source: RefSeq, a predicted model, not a curated record
AUGGAUGAACGUGUUAAAGUUCGUGAACUGUUGCGAAAUGCUAGGAAAGACACCGAUAAGUACGUCCCUUAUACUAGAGGAGAAGUAGUUUAUCGAUAUCGACCCAAACGAAAUAAGUUUGAACCCACAUGGGAUGGACCGUAUUAUAUCCACGAAGUCCUAGGGAAGAACACUUAUAAACUUCGGAAUUGGGACGGUAGUGUACGAGAAGCAACAUAUGAUGGAUCGAAACUGAAACCUGCUUAUAGCUAUUAUGGUUCACCCAUCCGAACUGCUGCUGAAUACACAAGAGUAUACGGUGACAAGGAAAGAAAGUACUUUAUAAACACCUUAGGAGAUAUAGAUGAAUUUAUAUCGAAAAGAACCUAG